Ananas comosus (pineapple) is the source of this 3525-nucleotide messenger RNA. RefSeq names its product kinesin-like protein KIN-14F. Gene Ontology annotation, biological process: microtubule-based movement. The coding region runs from base 251 to 3289 and encodes 1012 amino acids. The record is from RefSeq and is a predicted model, not a curated record. NCBI's taxonomy places the organism in Eukaryota, Viridiplantae, Streptophyta, Magnoliopsida, Poales, Bromeliaceae. Gene Ontology annotation, molecular function: ATP binding; microtubule binding; microtubule motor activity. The transcript has 16 exons.
AAAGACCGUUAGUUACAACAAACUUUUCUCACUUACCCUGUCCUGGUCCCUCUCCCGCGGGGAAGCUGAAGAGAGAGAAGUUGGAAAGAAGAACCCUAAAAAGAAGGGUUUCUCAUCCUCCAUUUUUUCGCAAUAAUUUCUCAUAUUUUUUGAGUCCUUCUCUCUCUUUCUCUCUCAAUUUUUUUGUUUUGGGGGUGGGGGGUUCUAAAUAGCAUGGAGGAGAUCCCAAGCGGCGCAAUGGCUGAGGCGGAUGGAUCAGGUGGCGUCGGAAACCCUAGCGGAGGAUCCCUCCGAAGAGGAGUUUUGCCUUGCGCUCCGCAAUGGACUCAUCCUCUGCAACGUCCUCAACAAAGUCAACACCGGCGCCGUCCCAAAGAUUGUAGAAAAUCCUGUUGUUACCAUACAAUCAACCGAUGGAGCUGCCCAGUCUGCAAUACAAUAUUUUGAGAACAUGAGGAACUUUCUUGUAGCUGUUGGUGAGAUGAAUCUCUUGACCUUUGAAGCAUCGGAUUUAGAAAAGGGGGGAUCAUCAAUUAAAGUUGUCGAUUGCAUCCUUUGUCUCAAAGGGUAUCACGAGUGGAAACAAGCAGGUGGAAUUGGUAUUUGGAGAUAUGGGGGGAUUGUAAAGAUAACAUCCUUAAAUAAGAGGCUCCCUUCAAGCUUGCUUGGUGGUGACAAAGGUCUGCACGGGCCACCUGACAAUUCUACUUGGAUACCUGACCAACAAUUAUUGGGAUUUCUACAUUUGCUCACUGAAGUCUUUCUUGAAGAGUCCAAAGCAGAUGGUAUUCUAAGCUCUCUCUUUGAUCAGUUUGUGCUCCAACUUGUACGUGCAUUUUUCACAGAAUGGACCGAGCUGGAGGACUUGCAUUCGAAUGAAAUGCUUAUUGAAGUCAUGCUCGAGCAUGCUUUUAAAGAGUUCUCUGUGCUGCUUGCAACUCAACGAAAUAAGUUAGAGUUGCUUUUGAAGAAAAUAAUAAAGGAUGGUGAUAAAACUACUCCAAAAGCAGAGUUCAGAGAAGCAGUUUUGAGGCAUCUUAAAGAAAACAGUGAUGAGAUGUCAUCUUGCUUAAAGAUUCCUAACAAUGGCCAUUUAAAUCCAGAGAAAGAAGAAAGAGUUGACUACCAACAGAAACAGUUGGAGAAGUUGAAAUUAUCUUUCUAUGAAAUGAAACUCCAAAUCGAAUCCAGUCGAAAGAAAUGGGAAGAAGACCUUAGAAGCCUUGAUCACCAAGUGCAAGCUCUUAAAGAUAACUCUUCUUCCUACUAUAAGUUGCUUGAGGAAAACCGUUUGCUUUAUAAUCAAGUGCAAGAUCUUAAAGGAAACAUUAGAGUGUACUGUAGAGUGAAGCCUUUCUUAAAGAAGCAUCCUGAUGAAAGAUCUGUUGUUGAUCAUAUUGGAGAAAAUGGAGACAUUAUAAUUGCGAAUCCUCAAAAGCAAGGGAAGGACGGAAGAAAGAUAUUCUCAUUCAACAAAAUAUUUGGAGUUAGUGCCACCCAAUCUGAAGUGUUUGUUGACACCCAGCCUUUGAUCAGAUCUGUGAUGGACGGCUACAAUGUCUGUAUAUUUGCAUACGGACAGACAGGCUCUGGAAAAACUUAUACAAUGAGUGGUCCAGACUUGACGGCGGAGGACACAUGGGGUGUGAAUUAUCGUGCUCUGGAUGAUCUAUUCCGCAUCUCAAAAUCAAGGGCGGAUAUCAUAACUUAUGACGUCAGUGUUCAGAUGAUUGAAAUAUACAAUGAACAAGUGAGGGAUCUCUUGGUAGCUGACGGCACAAACAGGAGACUAGAGAUAAGGAACAAUUCUCAACUGAACGGCCUCAACAUUCCAGAUGCAAGUUUGGUCCCUGUGAAGUGCACUCAGGGUGUUUUGGAAUUGAUGAAAAUUGGUCAGGGAAAUCGUGCUGUUGGAGCUACCGCCCUUAAUGAGCGUAGUAGCCGUUCCCAUAGUGUGUUAACAGUUCACAUCCAUGGGAAGGAACUAGUUUCUGGCUCUACCAUAAGAGGCUGUCUUCAUCUAGUAGAUCUUGCAGGGAGUGAGAGGGUGGACAAGUCCGAAGCUACAGGAGAAAGAUUAAAGGAAGCCCAGCAUAUAAACAGAUCACUUUCUGCUCUUGGAGAUGUCAUCUCUGCACUUGCACAGAAAAGCCCUCACAUUCCAUACAGAAAUAGCAAGCUAACACAAGUAUUACAACAUGCUUUAGGUGGCCAAGCUAAAACUUUGAUGUUUGUACAUAUAAACCCUGAAGUAGAUGCAUUUGGGGAAACAAUCAGCACACUGAAGUUUGCAGAGCGUGUGUCGUCGAUAGAGCUGGGUGCUGCUCAUGUUAAUAAGGAAUCAGGACAAGUUAAAGAGCUUAAAGAAGAGGUCUUUAGACUGAAAUCAGCACUAGAGAGUAAGGAAUCCGAGGUAGCUCAAUUGAAAGAUUUUAACCGUCGAAGUGCUUCUGAAGUGCGGCAUUCUAGAGCAAGAUCUCCUGCUGCUGUUGUCAUGACGUCAAAACCUGAAGAUAAUUCAUAUUUUGGAGGUGACAUUAGAAAAAUUGAGGUCCUAAGCUCAUCUUCAGGGAAACAGAGAACACAAUUUUCUUCACCAUUGUUGGUGAAAGAAAACGAUAAGUCACCAAUUAUUUUUGGAGAAUGCGGCAUGAACCCUAGAAAGGUAAGGCCACCAUCUCCUCAUGUAAGAAUCUCAUUAUCUGCCGAUAGGGCCAGCAUUUUAAAGAGCAAGCCAAAAUUUGAAAGCAUCAGCGACAAGCUGGUACCGAAGCUACAAUCUCCAGAGAAAGCGCCGACGAACACUUCAAACUCGACACUUCCAUCAGUUCUAUCGAAUAAGAGUUUGAGCAGAUACUGGUGCCCACAAGAAAAUGGCAAUGUGAAGGCGGAUUUGCCUGAAUUGGAUGAACAACAAGAGCUCAAGGCCGAGAAAGAUCGUAGUAGAAUAAAGGCCAUGCAUCAGAAACCUGAUGGAAUUCAGACUAAUAUGGAUAUGAGAAUAAAGGCAGGAGCAAGAAAGAUAAGUAGUGAUUCAUCUGAAACAGAAAACAAAGAGUUCGUCGUUGUUGAUUCCAUAUCAAAUGGUAAUUCUAAGGUAAAGAAGUUUCAGCGGCCCUCGACGAGGAUAUCCCAGAACAUCGAGCGCAGGACCAUACGGCGGGAAAUGGAGCAACUGUCGGAUGAAAAGCAUGAAAAUAAGCCCCCAAAUGCUGAAAAAACCAACACUUGUGAACCCGAAGGCAGGCGAAGUCGAUCUUUGUCUCGUGGAAAACUCAUACCAUCGUGAAAAUUUUAGGCUUCUUUAGUUAUAAGAAACUCGAGGAUUUCAUUUCCUUGAAGCUGGUAUAUUUAUAGGGAUCUCUUGUACUUGUCGAAAUUUAUUUAUAAAUUAGAUGUAAGCUUAUAGAUAAAAAUCUCACUAUGAUAUGCUGUGUAAGCUUAAAAGUACUAUAGGUCCCUACUGAUCUAAAGCUAAGCAUACAAUUUGUUUCUCUAAAGCUUCCCUGUAAUGCUUGGCCUGAA